This is a messenger RNA of Amaranthus tricolor (Joseph's coat), 3052 nucleotides long. RefSeq lists its product as uncharacterized. The record is from RefSeq and is a predicted model, not a curated record. The transcript is spliced from 4 exons. Bases 1626 to 2723 code for a protein of 365 amino acids. Lineage: Eukaryota; Viridiplantae; Streptophyta; Magnoliopsida; Caryophyllales; Amaranthaceae.
CUUUCUCUAUUCCUCUACUUUCAUUCCUUUAUUUUCUGCAUUCAUCUUUCAUUUACCGCUCUGCUCUUCUCAAUCCCUGUUACUAUUCAGCAAGUUUUUUCUAUUUUCAAUUGUAUUAUGGAUUCUGUUUUUUUUUUUUUUUUUUUUAAUUAUUUUUUUAUUUUUUGAAAUCUCAUGGAUUCUGUAUUUUGAGCUCUGAAAAAUCAAUGAAUUUUAAUGAAUUGACGAGUCUUUGAGAGAUUGGAAGGUUUCAAUUCGGUCCUCCGAAACUGCAUUUUCAUAUACAACAGCUAUAUCCUAAAAUUAAGUGGCUUUACCUAGGCAGGACUUGGGAGGAUCAAAAGUACCAACCUUACCCUCUUAUUAUAACCAAUAGGUUGUUUCCAAUUGCCUUCUUAGUGAAUGAUCCUAUCCAACCUUAUUAUAACCAAGAUGUUGUUUCCGAUUUGGGAGGGCUGGUUAGGGUUCAAGCUGCUCAGAUUUGGAUCACUUUAGCUAUUGUUAUUAGUUUAAUACUUCAUAGAUUAUGUUUUUGUUAUGCAUUAUUACAAAGACUAUUUACAUAAUCCAUCUUAUUCAAUUGCAUGAAGAUGGUGAGUGAUAGCUGUAUUUUUAUCAUCAUGAUUUGUUGUGGAGAUAAUAUUUUGACUUCUGCAUCAUAGAUUUCUGGCUGUUAUGAAAGUAUCUGAUAGGGACUGAUAUCAAAUGGUGGUAAUGAUCAAUGAAACUGUAUUCUAGUGUGAAUUUUCAUGAUGAGUUCAUUGUGUCAAAGGAACCAACUGAACUAAAAGCUUAAGCCGAUGGUUGAGGCAUCAAAAUAUGUUUUAUAUUUUAGCAUGUCCCUUCAUACGAGGCCCUUUGGGCUAGAAGUGUGGAUGCAACACAUGUGUGCUAAAUAUUCAGGUUUAUAUAUUCAGGUUUAUACUAACACAUUGUAAUGAAGCUUCAAUUUUUCGAACUUAUGUUUUUCUCAACAAUUUUUCUAUUGUCAUCUUUCCUAGUAGUAAUAGUAAUGAUUGGGAUGAAAUUUUGAAGACCUUUUUUUUUUUAGUAAGACAGAUUGAUCAUAACCUUGUCAGUUGUCACAUAGUGUUCCUAAGUUAAUAGUUCAUUACCAUUUUCACUAUUAAUAUUGCUAACUAGUUUGUUCAUUCUAUUUGUCCAUAAUUUCUCUGAGCUUAUCGUUUAUUCUUUUUUUGACAAGUGACCUUAACAUUCGACGUAAAAUCCAUUCCAAUGCAUUAUGAGAGACGUGGUAUUAGGCGGUAAUGGAAAUUUGUAAACAAAAAAAUUUUUUUGUGAUCAAAGUUUCAUUACCAUGAACUUUUGAUGAAAUUUUACACUAUAAAUCACUCCCAUUAUCACUAUUUAGUACCACUAACCAAACGAGUCAUAAAGGUUUUCUUUUAGAAAAUCACUUAACUUUGAGGAUGAAUUGAUUGCACUAUUUCAAAAUCAAUGUGUAUCGAAAUUCGGAUGGUGAUAAGUUGAUUGGCAUGAUUUUGGGAUUUUAUUAGCUAUGUGAUUUAUUAUGGGUUUGUUUCAAGAAACUUUUUCAUUUGAAUUCUUAUAAUAUUCCAAGAGCUGACUUCAAGCUAUUUGAGUAUUCCCCAUUAUAAUAAAUUAUGUGCGCUUCUUAUUUACCCCUUCAGGUUGCUAAUGCGGUUUGCUACCAAGUAUCAAUCGGAAGCAACCUUUGUUUUGACCCCCAAAUAUGGCGUAGAUGGGAGUCUGUUAAUGGCAUUGUGGUCAUGUUCUUACUUGCUAUGAGGAGCCUUUGGUUCGCGAUUGUUACUUGGAUGCAGCUUUUUGGAGCUGUAGUUAGCUGGCACACAAAUAUGUGUUGGUGUUUUAUUCUGUGGACAGUGAGCAUCACAACUUUCCCCAUAAGAGCUUGGUGUGCACUCCGAAGGGAAAAAAUGAUGGAGAGGGUCCUCCAGCAGCUGCAAGUUGAUCUAGAGAACCUCUCUUGGGAUUAUGACAAGCUAGCAGCACAUCUGAAGUUGGCCAUCGAGGAACAUCAUCUCAUGGAGUCAAUGUUGGCUGAAUUAGAAACAGAGCAUGACAAAGCUAUCAAUAAAAUUGAAUUCCUCGAGGAAAAGGUAGAGCACCUGAAAAAUGAGAAUUUAAGUCUGAAGGAAAUUGAGACCAAAGGAAUCUGGGAUACAACACACAGGACCAAAACUGAAGACAGGCAAACGACAAGUAUUGGCAAAAAUAAUGGCCAUGAUGAAUCCAGCAAAAGUGGAGACGACAACUUGCUAGAUGACCUUUUGUUGCAAAAAAGAUCUUGGUCCAGCAACAAACAUCGGAGAUCCGCAACAAAUCCUGCUGGACUCUUGGACCCACUAACACCACUCAUUUUCUCAGGUGACAUUAAUACCGAUGCGGCCCUUGAUCACCGAAGGGAGGCUGCAUUAUCCCAGACUCUUUUUAGUGCACUGUUAUCUCUUUUGGUCGGAGCGACUAUCUGGGAAGCUAAAGACCCUUGCAUGCCCCUCGUAAUGGCUCUCUUUGCAGUAGUUGGCUUGUCCUUACGAAGUGUUGUGCAAUUCUUCUCGACCAUUAAGAACAGACCGGCUUCUGAUGCUGUUGCACUUUUAAGCUGUAACUGGUUCAUUCUCGGAACACUUUCUGUUCCUGCAUUUCCGAAGGUUGCCCGUAUGUUGGCUCCGGUUGUUGCCACCUUUCUACAAGGGACUCUUGGUCUAGAGUCCUUGUAGUAGGGCACGGUGGUGGGUUCUAUAGGAGCCAAUUCAUAUGAUAUAUAAAUUCAUGGAUUGUCUCUUUUAUAGGGAAGUCUAUAAUUAAGGUCCAUUAACGUGGGGUUUUCGUGUGUCUCGCUUUUUACAAGUGGUUUCUAUAGAAGUUGUCUUGAGUUGUAAAUAUAUUUUCUUUUUGGUUUUCGCCUUUUUCUUGUACACUCGUAACUUUGGUUUUGCAUAGUGCAAUCGGUUCCUACCAAAGCUGGAUACUUUUUUAUAGUGCUAUUCCAUAAAUAUUGUUAUCUACUUUUAUAAGUAUAUAUUGAAAUAACUUAUAUUAUAUUUUA